Molecule: messenger RNA, 2019 nt
Organism: Notolabrus celidotus (New Zealand spotty)
Lineage: Eukaryota; Metazoa; Chordata; Actinopteri; Labriformes; Labridae
Exons: 8
Coding region: 134-1180 (348 amino acids)
Biological process (GO): response to bacterium
Source: RefSeq, a predicted model, not a curated record
CCAUGCACCUGCGCUUAAAGGCGUUCUGCCACAGUGUGAUGGUGGGUUUCCUGUUACUAUUUUAAAAGUGAAGAAAGGGCUUCGCACAUCUAUAUCAGGGGACAGCGCUGCAAGAGAAAGAGACUCUACCACAAUGAUCUUACAACUGGCUGCUUUGAUUCUACUGCGCACUGUGUCUCUGGUUCAAACUGGAGAGAAUCCUCACCUCAUCUCUAUGAGGAUGGUUCAUGUUGGGGAGAGUUUUACUAUGAGAUGUCAGAUCUCUGAGAAGGAAAAGUCAUUUUACUGCCACAAGCAGUCCCUUGGAUAUGUGGUCCAAACCAUUGCUGUACUAUCACUUGACAAACCAACCUUUUCUGAAUCAGUUAAAGACUCCCGAUUCCAAAUAACAAAAGAGAACAACCAGUUUGUGCUUUCCAUUAGUAAUGUCAGCAAAGAAGAUGAGGCAACAUACUUUUGUCAAGACGUAUCAACAUUUUCAUCAAGUUUUGUCGGCACCUUCUUGGCUGUAAAGGAUCGUUGUCAGAAUAAAACUGUCGGUGUGACACAAAGACCUGAGACUUCAGCAGUCCAGCCGGGCGGCUCAGUUAGUCUUCAAUGUUCACUUCCCUGUAGGAACAAGGAAACCAGCAUCCAGUGUCCAGGUGAACACAGAGUGUACUGGUUCAGAGCUGGAUCAGAAGGAUUCCAUCCAGGCAUCGUUUACACUCACAAAAACAGAAGUUUUAAACACGAGGACAGAAGUUGUGUCUACAGUCUGUCCAAAACUAUCCAGGACUCCUCUGAUGCUGGGAUUUACUACUGCGCUGUGGUCACAUGUGGAGGAAUCCUGUUUGGUGAAGGAACUACAGUGGAGACAAGACUGCCUCCUCAUUCAGGAUCAGAACCAGGCCCUCUCGUCCUUACGCUGGGAGUAUUGUUGGCCGGCUGUGUCAUUGUAAUUGCCAUCCUUAUUUUCUACAUUAAACAAAGGGGAGACUGUGAACACUGUGAAGGACAGAUGAGUCAAUCCCAUCAUCAUGGACGUGACCAGCCAAAUCUGGAUCAAUCUAACGUCAUGGCGAUGACCUAUGCAUCCUUGGAUUUCCAAGAAAGGAGAGUCAAAAGAGGGACGAAGAAGAAGAGAGACACGCCACAAGACUGUGUAUACUCUGAUGUUCACAGAGGACCUGUGUCUUAAUCCCCAACUCUAACCCAAAGUGAACAGGAGAAGAAGUUUUGAAUAUCCUAAGAAGGAAACAUUUUAGUACACGGGGUCCUGUCUCUUUUCUUGUUGUUUUGUCCUUAAUCUUUUACAUGUGUGCCAGGGGAUUUGCGCAGAGUGAGGCCCAAAUCACCUUCACCGUCGGUCACCGCUGGUAGUUGAUCUCUGCGUGAGACGACGUCUGUUAAUUGGGGUUCCCCUAUUGGUGGCGUCACUGUGUCUGCAUGCCUUCAUCUCCGUCAUACUUGUCUCUCCUCCUCCUCCAGUCAACAUCCAACAAUCAUUCACCGCCUGUCUUCCCUCAAGUCAUCUUUAACUGUUCCAUUCAGUCUAUCUGUAGGGGGGAGGCAGCUUUUGUAAUGAAACCUGUUUUUUCAAUAAAAUCCUUUCUUCGUGUAACUAUAAGGUUAACUGGUAUUCCUAGGUAUUUGUUGGUGUUUUGGGAACUAGGUUUAGUUAUACUUUCGUUGCUGUGUUUUUUUUAUUUUGGGUUAAGGCGAUCUUCUUUUUUGCCUCUUUAAUGUCUUAUGGGUGGCUGCUACCUAUAUAUUUAUGUUGGACCAGGUGAGUUUAGUUGAGGUAGGAAGUGUUUUAUUUCAUUGUUUUCUUGGUAGCAAUGAGUCAGGGGGUUGUACGCUAGGCAAAGAAGCUACUCUCUUUUGUUUGUUUCAUUGAUUUGGCGCCACCCGCAGCCCUUACCUUUGUUUCCUGCCUCCUGUCCCCUCCCUGAAUUCUAAAUAGGCGGGGUUGUGUUGAUCUUCCUCUGUUAUUGUUGUUUUUGGUUAUUCUAGUUGUAAAUCAAUAAACGGCUUGCU